UUUUGUUUUGCGACAGCCGCGCCGCGUUCAUCCGUUGGCAUGUGCUUUCGCGACGCUGCCAACGCAGAUUUUUAACCCAACCAGUACAGCCUUUUUAAUGUCUUGAUCAUGCUCGAGUGCUGUUUGACUUCGUGUGAGCAGCGGGGGCGUGUGGACGGCGACGGGAACAAGGUGUCUUACCAUGCACUGCCCAAGAACUCCCGCCGUCGCAAGCUGUGGCUGGCAGCACUGGGGGAGAAGCAGCCUUCGAACUGGACCAAAGCACGAAUCUGCUCGAGGCAUUUCAGAGACCAGGACUUUGUGCCAACUGCACAGCAUGGCCACAGGCUUCGCCCAACAGCAGGUGCCUCAGGCGUGCCUUCACAAUGAGCACGAUGGUACCGUUCAGUUGUACCGUGGCGAGACAGCAUCACCCAGCUCUGGUCCGGUGGUAACUGAGCCGAAAGACGAAGCGGAUCUGCUUUGGCGCAAGAACGAGGAGAUUGCACGCCUGAAAGACCAGCUGCAGAUGUCAGACAUGAUGAUUGAGAACCUACAGCAGCAGCUCUAUCGGCUGGAGCGCAAGUGCUUAGAACUCGAGGCAACGUCCAAGAAGUUCUGCCUCGAGACACUCAAGACGCUGGAGAAGUGGUGUGAGCUUGUCUAGUCACUGACUACUGUGCCACUCAUUUAUUCUUCCAUGAACUUUCCAGUUAUGUGAUGUGUGAGUGUGAUGGACUGCACAAGCGUGGUGCAAAGUUCAAUGCCUUCAUCGCUCUCUCCGUUGGCAAGGAACUUACUUUUGCUGCAUGCAGUGCCCCUGAGUGAUUGCACAGAUGAAGCACAUACUCAGGAUCUUUUAUUGUUACAAAUCUUUAUAACAAUAAAUUGUGUUCACGUUUUCAUUGCCA
Molecule: messenger RNA, 890 nt
Organism: Dermacentor silvarum
Lineage: Eukaryota; Metazoa; Arthropoda; Arachnida; Ixodida; Ixodidae
Exons: 3
Coding region: 182-646 (154 amino acids)
Source: RefSeq, a predicted model, not a curated record